This is a messenger RNA of Diospyros lotus (date-plum), 4086 nucleotides long. RefSeq names its product mechanosensitive ion channel protein 10-like. Lineage: Eukaryota; Viridiplantae; Streptophyta; Magnoliopsida; Ericales; Ebenaceae. The transcript has 6 exons. Gene Ontology annotation, molecular function: mechanosensitive monoatomic ion channel activity. Gene Ontology annotation, cellular component: plasma membrane. Gene Ontology annotation, biological process: detection of mechanical stimulus; monoatomic anion transport; transmembrane transport. The record is from RefSeq and is a predicted model, not a curated record. The coding region runs from base 637 to 3009 and encodes 790 amino acids.
AUUUUGAAGAAGAUAAUUAAUGAAAAAGCAGCAACGCUUGAAUGAAGAGAAAGAAAAACUCGUGAGAGAGAUUGACGACGAGUGCGAAUUUGCAGGAAGGAAAUCGAAAGGACCUUAUAACAGGAAUUCCCAUAAAAAGACAGAAAAUAAGUAAGAAAGCUGUAUCGUCUUCCAAUGAUAUUGCUGCUUUUCGUUCUAUGUAUACUGUCAAUCAUCCGAUGCGGAGAGCCCUUUCGUCAAUGGAUUAUGAACCGCCAAAACUGCAAAGCUUUAGAAUCAUGUUCUCAUUCUCUCGGUUGGGUGGGCGACAGAAUAUAUCUCUUUACUUAUCAAGAGAGAAAGCCCGGAUGAGUUGCACUUGUGUUCGUUCGGCCAUUGGUUCAAACCUCUCUGUGGUUUUGUUCCCGAUAAAAACUGGUGAUUGGGGCAGCCGGUGUAAAUUUCUCAAAUUUGCUCUGAACCAUUUUCGGAUGUCGUCCGGAGCCAGCGUUUACGUUUUUUGUGCUAGCUCUCUACUUGUGAAGUAUCGGUAGCGUUUAAAGACUCGCCUUUUUGCCGUCCAACUGUUUGAGUUUUUGACUGACUGAAAUGAUUAGCAAAUAGGAGGGUGCAAUCGGCAGUGGAACAGAAGGUGUCAUGGGAGGCGUGAAAGGGGUGGAUCAGAAGGUGGCUAGCAAUGAGGUCUCGGUGCCAAUUUUGGAUUUCGAAUUGGAAGAAACUUCAAGGAGAGACCAGCAAAGUAGGGAGCCAAAAGGUUUGACAAUUUUAGAAUCAGGGUCUCCCUCAUUCUCCAAAAAUAGCGCGAUGGAUUCUCCUACUUUGGGGAUACCGGAGCUUGAAAGUCACAAACCCAGAGCCCAAGUAUCCACAGUUGCAAGCUCUUCUUCUUCUCCAGAGAUAACCAGGCCAGUUCCCAGCCCAAACAAGCCUCCAAUGAUCCCAGAGAAACCCAUUCUUCAGCGAAGGUCACUUACAAGGUCUGCAUACUCGAAGCCUAAGUCACGAUUAGUGGAACCAUUUUAUCCCAAUGGUUUGCAUUUGUUUGAUGAACGCAACCAAGUGGUGCAUUCAGGCUCAUCUUAUUGGAAUUUGCUUCACACGGCAUCAUCCAUCAGCAAAGCCAACGUCAGUACUCAUAAAAGUGCAAGGACGGCCCCAAUUACUCCAAAAACACCGCUAAUGGCUACUCCUGGAGGAGAAGAAGAUGGCGAUGAAGAUGUCUAUAAGGCUACAAAUCAUGAAUAUAAAUCUGGUAAGAAACUGAGUGCCGUGGUUAUAGUUGAGUGGAUUAUAUUUAUCUGCAUAAUGGGGUUUUUAAUUGCUAGUUUAACCAUCCACAACUGGAAACAUCAUACUUUUUGGGGCUUGGAGUUCUGGAAAUGGUGUGUGCUGGUGUUGGUAAUUUUCUGUGGUCGAUUAUUUACUGGAUGGCUUACUGAUGUUUUAGUUUUCUUGAUUGAAAGGAACUUUCUGCUUAAGAAGAAGGUUCUAUAUUUUGUUCACGGUUUGAAAAACAGUGUCCGGGUAUUCUUGUGGUUGAGUUUAGUCCUUUUGGCUUGGACCCUGUUGAUUAAUCGAGGGGUGAGACGAUCAAGGAAGACCACCAGGAUUCUAAAUUAUAUAACGAGAGCUCUAGCAUCCAGUCUUUUAGGGGCAGGUAUAUGGAUGGUGAAGACUUUACUGAUAAAGAUAUUAGCUUCCACUUUUCAUGUUAAGAGAUUCUUUGACAGGAUUCAAGAAUCUUUAUUCCAUCAAUAUGUUCUUCAGACUCUUUCUGGGCCUGCGCUGAUGGCACGUGAGGAAACUUUUGGCAGUACAAGUAGUGGUGGUCAAUUAAAUUUGAGAAGUACGAAGAAAGGAACAAAAUUGGAGAAUGAUGAUGUUAUUAACAUAGAGAAGCUUCAUAAGAUGAAAAAAGAGAACAUUUCUGCUUGGACCAUGAGAGGGUUGAUUAAAGUGAUACAGAGUUCAGGGUUGUCAACAAUCUCCAAUGCACUUGAUGAGAGCGCCAAUGAUGAGGCAAUUGGACAAAUAGAUGAGGAGAUUACUAAUGAGUGGGAAGCAAAGGCUGCUGCUUAUCGGAUUUUCGAAAAUGUAGCAAGGCCUGGUAACAAGUAUGUUGAUGAGGAGGACCUCUUACGUUUCAUGAAAAAAGAGGAAGUGGAUAAUGUGCUACCAAUGUUUGCAGGAGCAGAAGAAACUGGAAAAAUCAAGAAAUCAUCUUUAAGGAACUGGGUGGUGAACGUCUACAACGAGCGCAAGUCACUUGCUCAUUCUCUAAGUGAUGCAAAAACAGCUAUUGAAGAACUGAACAGAAUUUUAUCAGGAAUCUUAUUGAUCACUAUCAUCGUUGUGUGGUUACUUCUGAUGGGAUUUAUAACAACCCAUGUUCUUGUCUUCCUUUCAUCCCAGCUUUUACUUGCAGCAUUUAUAUUUGGCAACACCUGUAAGACCAUAUUUGAAGCGCUCAUAUUUGUAUUUGUGAUGCACCCAUUUGACGUUGGUGACCGUUGUGUCAUUGAUGGGGUACAGAUGGUUGUUGAAGAAAUGAACAUCUUGACAACAAUCUUUUUGAGAUAUGACAAUGAAAAGAUAUACUAUCCAAAUUCAGUUUUGGCUACCAAACCAAUCAGCAACUUUUAUCGAAGUCCUGAGAUGUGUGAUUCUGUGGAGUUUGCAGUUGAUGUUUCCACUUCAGUUGAGAGUAUUGUAGCUCUAAAGGCUAAAAUAAAAGGGUACUUGGAGAGCAAGCCUCGACAUUGGCGUCCUAACCACAGCGUGCAAGUUCAGGAGAUUGAGGAUGUUAACAAGAUGAAAUUGUCUCUAUACGUGAAUCAUACCAUAAACUUUCAGAAUUAUUUGGAGAAGAGCACCCGAAGAUCUGAGCUAGUAUUAGAGCUUAAGAAAAUCUUUGAGGAGCUUCAGAUAAAAUAUAAUCUUCUUCCUCAAGAAGUUCACCUCAGGUAUGUUGCAUCUGCCGUUCCAACAGUUGCAAGUGCUCCAAGGUGAUGUUUAUUAUUCUAGCACAAUAGAAAUCCUGCUCUCUGGAAGGUAUGUUCCUUCACUUUGUACCUAAUAUUGAACUUGCAUAACUUCUUGUUUAACGAAUUUUGGAUCCCUGAUAUUAGUAUAUAUAAAGUUGAAACCCAUAAACCAUGGGUUUUUACCCAUUAAGCAAUCAUGCCAUCACGUGCCUCUCUCUCUCUCUCUCUCUCUCAGCAGAAUAUGAGAGUAAACCAGUAAAUUGGUAACACAGUAGUCAACUGCGAACAUUGUGAUCACAGUUAGUUUGUGCAGUAUGGAAUGUGUAAAUAUAGGAUAUUAGUACGGAAUGUGUAAAUUUAGGAUAUCAGUACUCAGGAAAUUUGUUCUCCUCUACUCACUUUUGGAAGCUUGAGCUCCAUCAUCAGACUAGGAGAUUGCAUUCUCAUGCCAAUUGGAUGUAAUCCAUGUAUCUGUAACUGUAUAUGAAAGAGUAGGGAGGCUGUCCAUAGAUAUAUUGUAUUCUGUUUCUGACUGGUUGUUUGCUGAGAAGGAUGGAAGAACUUCCUAUUGCUUCUCUUGCCCUGCUACCCAAAAAAUGUCCAUUUAUGCAAGAGUAACACAAAUUUGGCUGUGGCCUGUGAAUGUGUGUGCAACUUAUCCUUAGUAAUCUAUUGUGGAUAUUAGAUUCUUAACAUUGAAACAACUUUUUUCUUUGUUUUCUCUUCGUAGGAAUGAAUCAAUGAGCUAGCACUCGCACUUCAUCGAUCAUCUCGAAACUUUCUUUUACCAACAGUUGGUACGAUGCUGUAGUCCUUCCUAGUCAUUAGCCAUUCACAAGCACUGUAGACAAUUUGGGAGCUAAUGUUCUGCUUCUGGACGAAGUUUCUAGGGAAAUGAACAAUGCCACACAUUGCUGCAUUACCAAAACUCACACACACCAACUAAAUCGACAUUCUUUUUAUCUUUUGAUAUGCCGAUGUAGCGAAGCAACUGAAAUAAUACAUGUAAGCUAACUAUUUCCUUUGUGUGUAUUGGCUGCACUGCGAAGCCAGAGUUUCAACAUCUUUGUUUGACAUAACUAUCAAACUGUCAGUUUCUCAA